Molecule: messenger RNA, 5628 nt
Organism: Argiope bruennichi
Lineage: Eukaryota; Metazoa; Arthropoda; Arachnida; Araneae; Araneidae
Product: speckle-type POZ protein B-like
Exons: 1
Coding region: 95-1558 (487 amino acids)
Biological process (GO): regulation of proteolysis; proteasome-mediated ubiquitin-dependent protein catabolic process
Cellular component (GO): cytoplasm
Molecular function (GO): ubiquitin protein ligase binding
Source: RefSeq, a predicted model, not a curated record
UGCAGGUACUUUUAUUUGGGACGUCUUUCCAUUGAAAUUUUAAUCGGAAUCCAGUCUUCUCGAAAUCUCUGGUUUCCCAUUUUGAAGAUCUGCCAUGUUUGAUUCGGAAGGUUCUUACGAUGUUGACGAAACGCCCCAUUUCACGUUUAUCUGGACAAUCGAAAAUAUUCGUUUGCCUAUUUAUACAAAGUGUCCAAUAUUCACUGCGAAAAAUUUGGAGAUGACUCAAUGGAGUUUAUUCUUAAGUUGUGCAUCUUAUGGAGAUGUUUUUCUUAGCAUUUAUAGAGAGCGGGAUGACGAUGGUCCAGACAGUAUUGAAAUUAAAUGUGAGCUUUCAUUACUCCGAACUGAUGGAUUACCUUUAAUUAAAAAAGUAGAGAUAAAUAAGUUCGAGAUUUGCAGUCGAAUCGUUUUUGAUUUUCCGGACGAGCUCGAAGUUUUUUUGGGGAGACGAAACGAAUUCUUGCCGAACGACGAGCUCACAAUUCGCUGUCGAAUGUGGAGAACAGGAACUGAAAUCUUGAAACCCGAUCUGUGCUUCGCUCGUACCCGGUUCAGACCGAAUCGAUUGUCCUUCGUUUGGGCAGUCAGAGAAUUCAGCUCUCUUCGGACAGGUCAGGUGAGGAAACUUUUUCUAGACACAACCUCAACCGAAGAAAUAACGCUUGAAUUUUUUAUAAAAGAAACCGAAGGGAAAGAAUACAUAAAUGUUGUGUUUGGCGAUUCUCUCGAUGCAGUUGAAAACAUUAAAAUGUGUUUAUUAGAUUUUGAAGGAAAAGUUGUUCAUUUCGCAAAUGAUCUCGAAUUUACAGAUUUUUUUGAAAAAGACAGACUGACAGAGGAUAAAGACACUUUGCUACCUAACGACGUGCUGACCUUGCGAUGUGAGAUCGAAUUGGCGGCCGAAACUGAGUGGAAUCGAAUCGAAAACUAUAGGUACCUAAAUUCGAUAAAUUCGAACGUCAUUGCAACAGAUGUCGGCGAGAUUCUUCUCUACGAGCAGGAUGAGGCUUUCGAUACAUCUUCCUCCUAUACAAAAGACAUGGAAAGAUUGCUCGAAGAAGGUGAUCUGAGCGAUGUCAUUCUCCGAACACGUUCCAAAUCGUUUCCCGCCCACAAGUGUGUCCUGAGUGCCCGUUCCCCAGUCUUCAAAGCCAUGUUUAAAGACGUGGAAGAGAAAGCAAGCAAAUACGUCGAAAUUCCUGAUAUGGAUGGAGACACGCUUCGAGAUUUGUUGUCUUACAUCUACACGAAUGAGGUUGGAGAACUAAAGUGGCAAAGUGCUCUGAAAUUCUACAGAGCAGCGGAUGAGUACGAGCUGCUCGAUCUGAAGAAAAAGUGCUCGAUUUUCUUUAGGUCACACUUGUCCGCAAGCAACGCUUGUGCCGUAUUGAUUUUAGCCGAUACUCACCACGAUCAAAGGCUGCGUGGAACAGCGAAGGAUUUCAUAAUAAAUCAGCGGAAGGAAUUUUUUACGUCCGAUGCAUGGCGAAGUUUUAAAGAAGAAAAUUUUAAAUUAUAUGUAGAAAUACUGGAACAAAUGGCUUUUCGUCACUAGAAUGAAGUUAGUUAAUUACUGCAAAGACCCAAACCUAGAUUUAAAAAAAAAAAAAAAAGGAUGUUUUGGAAAUUCAAGACGUGUGUGAUAGUUCAUAUCUGAUUUAGAAUGGAAACUUUUGUAGGAAAUCUUACUGAAAACUAAGCGGUUAUAGACAAGAGCAACUAGGCGGCGAUAGGUGGAAAGUUUAAGGGACAGAAACAUCUUGAAGUUCAUGAUUCUAAAGUCGAAAGUUGAUGGAGAUGAGUUUGAGUCAACUUUCGAAAGACUUCAUGUAUGCACUCUUCAGAAGAAAACUUUGUUUCCUGAAGGGUUAGUUAACAAAGUUCUAAAGAAGAAAAUUACAAGUUAUACGUAAAGUUACUGGAGUGAAUUGUUCGAAACAUGAAGAGUUAUUAUUAGAUGAAAAGCAUUGAAAAACUAUCUAAGAGGUUAGUGAAUAUAUUCACAUGUCUACUUCUGAGUAGAAGACAUUGUUACCUGAGGAACUAAUUAACGAGGUUCUUAAAAAAAAUCCGAGUUAUACGAAGAGUUAUUGAAAAGAUCUGUUAACUUGAAGAGUUAUUAUUAGACGAAAAGCAUUGGGGAAAUCAUGAAAAAAGCUACAGUUGAGUAUAAUAGUUCAUGUUCGGUUUAAAUGGAAAAGUUUUGAAGUAGGAGGUAAUAUACAAGAUCAAUUAGGCGGUCGCAGGUGAAAGAAGGGACAUAAAAAAGAAAGGCAGAAGAUCCUGAAGUUCAUGAUUGUGGUCUAAUGUUGAGCAGUUUGACGUGCUGCCUUUUUAUAGAAUUGUUUGGAGUUUUACUUGCAACUGGUAUGUUAUUUGCUUUCUUGUUUUAAUGGUAUUUUUUGUUUUAUGAUAGAGUGGUUUUUUGUAGUUUGUGUUUGUUCUAUUGUGAUUUUACUUGGAUUUGUAAGUUAUAAUUUAUUGUCUUUUAUUUUUGGUUUAUCUCUUAAGCCUCAAUUUCUGGGGAUUUUUGGGUCACGAGGGGUCCAUAUUUUUGGACGAAAGUCAUACUUUUCAAAGAAAAAAAUCCCUAUUUCGAAUCCCUGCCUGAGAGUGACCCUUGAGAAAGUCUUCAGACCGAAUUCAUCAUUUCUUUCUUUUUUAUUCUUUUUAUAUUAAACUUAAUAUUUUUUCUAAUUUGCCUAAGUAGAAGACGUUUCUUCCCGAGGAAUUAACUAACGAGGUUCUAAAAAAAAUCCGAGUUAUACGAAGAAUUGUUGGAAAAAACUGUUGGCAACUUGAAGAGUUAUUAUUAAACUAAAAGCAUUGGGAAAAUCAUCAAUGAGGUUACAGGGAAGUGCGAAUGGUUCAUAUCCGAUUUAAAAUGAAACGUUUUGAAGAAAAUCUUACUAAACUAUGUGGCAAUAUACAAGAUUAACAAGGCGGUAACUGGAGGGAGAUUUAAACAACAGAAGACCCUAAAUUCAUGCCAUGUGAAGUUUAACGUAGCAUGAGGUUAAUUAGAGAAAGUUUUUUAAAAAAUCUUUUAUGCGGGAAAUUUUUGUUUCUUAGGAAAAUAGAAAUUAAAAUCGGAACAUAACAGUAUGCCGAUAUAUGAAACAAUAUUCGACAAAAAAAUUACAUCGGAUAAUUUAAUAAAACAAGCUCUACUAAAGAUGGAUAUUUCCUCUUUUAUUUCCAAAACAGCGUAGCUCGGCAAUGUUUUAUCCUUAAUCUUUGCCUGUCUUUAUUUUAUUUUUAAAAAAAAACUAAUAAUAGGGCAGUGAUAUUACAUGCAAAAGAUUGUACGUAUUAGGGCAGAAACGAUGCUGCAAUUAAUAUAAAUCUAUAAAUAGAAAAUUAAGUUAAAGAACAGUAUGGUGGAGGGAUUCCACGAUUUCCAGCCGAAAGCAUUCGGCGUUAGCGCAAGGGUUGCGCAUGGGGAAAAAGUCGACCUCAGGGUGCAGGUCUGCCGUUUAACUGGUUGUCUUCUGCAAAAUGCCACAAGGGGACGCUCUCUGCCCAAGGGGGAAAACGGUGCUACAACGGAAAUAAAAUAGGUAACUCUGAAAAACACAUUUUUUUUUUUUCAUUUUAAAGUAGUUUAAAAGAAAAUGGUUAUUAUUUAAGAAUAGGCAGUGGAGAUAUAUAGAAAAAAACAUUUAAAUUUUAAUUAAUUUCGAAUUAACAUUUUGGUUAAAAUUUUAAUUAAUAUUUUGGAGCCUUUUCUUUAAGUGGACAUUUAUUAUUGAAUAUUUAAUUACUGGCCAAAUUUGGUAGAUCUAGGUCAAACAGUUUGACCUGUAGAACAUCUUGAAUGAUUUGGCCGCAUGCAAGCCGCCUUUCACAGUUUAUAGUGAUUUUGUCUGUAACUGUGUUUACAGUCUAUACUAUUUGCAAAUCUAUAGUGAUUAAUGUAAAUUAUCGAGAUUUAUUUUUUCAUACAAGUAAAUAUGUAACUGUGUAUGUUUGCUGGCGUUUUACACGGUAGACAUGCCAAAGAUCUACCAAAUUUGACGCAAACAUACUUUGCAUUAAAGUUGGUAGAAAAGGUAUGCACACUUCAACCUUCUAAAUAGGAUUCAAUAACAACUCUCCUGUUUUGGUAGACAGGUGCACACUUUAACCCUCCAAACACAUACCUACUUUGGAAGGUUAAAGUGUGCACAAUAGAAGAAAUUUUUUAAUUUUAAAUUUCACUAUUAAUUAAAGAAAAAUUAAGUAAAUUUUUGGCGCAUUCUUCUGCGAUAAUUUCUAAAAGUAUUGUAACAAAAGAAUAAAUUUUAUAUCAUUCUAAAUUCAAAUAAUUAUUUUUUAAUUACCAAUUUAGCAUUUGUAUAAUAUUGUUCGGUAUUUUUACAAAUUUUAAAAAAGUUAUUCAUAGAAUUCCAUUAAUACUUGUUUCAAUGUAUCAAAUUUAUUUUAUUAUUUUAUCAAAUGUUAAAUAAUAUGCUUUUCUUUUGUAGAAAAGGAUAUAUAAAUGUCUUCAGUUUUUUUUUCAGUCAAAUUCAAAAACAAUUCAUCUUUUAACGUUGCCCAUUUUAUAAAAAUCAUUUUAUUAAUAUAAACUAGGAUAUGCUGUUUCUGAUUUUAGCGAACUUUUAAAAAUCAGCUCUCAAAUAUAAUUUUUAAAAAUUGUGUGUGUGCGUAUUUUUUGUUGUUAUAAAAUUCAAUUCAAUUCAUCUUGCAAUUCUUUUCUUUUUUCAAAAUUUGGAAUUAAAUUUGUUUACUUUGUUUUUUUUAUUUCUUUAAUGUCAUAUCUAUGUUUCAGACUUACAAAAACAAUUUUUCUUUAAUAUUUUAUUACUUUAUGUUUUCAUUGAUUCAAACUAAAUUUUGAAUAAUAUUAUUUGUGUGAUUUAUGUUAUUUAAAUGAUUAACGUUAUUUAUUUAGUUUAUGUUUUUUAAAUGAUUAACAUUAUCUAUUUAGUUUUUGUUUUUCAAAUGAUUAUUAGUAUUUAUAAACUGAAUAAUUUCGUCUUUAUAAUGUUUUGUAUGCUUCUAAAAUUCUGUUUUAACCUCGAUGCGUUUAUCAUAUCCAUUUUUUUUGUUUUUAAGUAUUUUGUAAUUGCAACAUAUAUGCUUGCUUCUUGUUGCUGUUAUAGGAAAGAUUAUUUUAAAAAUUGUAAUUUUUGUCGUUAUUACUGUUUCAUUGGCUAUUGCAUAUUAUAACAAUGCCAGAUAUUUUUGAACAAGUUUUUAUUGUGGUCUUCAAUUUAGAUCUCUAAAUGCUUAUAAUAAUUCUUUCAAUAGCAUUUUAUGUAAUUCAGAGUAUAAUUGGUCAAACUGUUUAAUUUUCUGGCAUUUUGUGUAAUUCAGAGUAUAAUUAGUCAAACUGUUUAAUUUUCUGGCAUUUUGUGUAAUUCAGAGUAUAAUUGGUCAAACUGUUUAAUUUUCUGGCAUUUUGUGUAAUUCAGAGUAUAAUUGGUCAAACUGUUUAAUUUUCUGGCAUUUUGUGUAAUUCAGAGUAUAAUUUAUGAAACUGUUUAAUGUUCUAGCAUUUUGUGUAAUUCAGAGUAUAAUUUUGUCAAAUUGUUUAAUUUUCUUGCAUUUUGUGUAAUUCAAGGUAUAAUUUGUCAAAUUGCUUAGUUUUUUGACAGAUGAAUAAAAAAUUUUUGUGUUAUG